This is a messenger RNA of Echinostoma caproni, 109 nucleotides long. The record is from the annotation of a GenBank genome assembly. Lineage: Eukaryota; Metazoa; Platyhelminthes; Trematoda; Plagiorchiida; Echinostomatidae.
GAUGAUGAUGAUGAUGAUGAUGAUGAUGAUGAUGAUGAUGAUGAUGAUGAUGAAUCGCCAGGGAACGAAGGAUACGGUGGAAUGGGCAUUUAAACAAAAAGUCAAAUAG